Messenger RNA from Xenopus tropicalis (tropical clawed frog), 7525 nucleotides. RefSeq names its product CAP-Gly domain containing linker protein 3 (gene clip3). NCBI's taxonomy places the organism in Eukaryota, Metazoa, Chordata, Amphibia, Anura, Pipidae. The record is from RefSeq and is marked provisional.
GAGACAAUAUACAAUUGACAGGAGCAGCAUCAGGACCACAUCCACCUGAAUAACAGCAAGAGAGUCCGGACAAUCAGGACCAAGGACAGCGGCCUUCGCCUGCGCAAAGCCUGGGGGAAUCAUGACCAGAGAGGAUCCCCCUGAUUCUACCCCAGAGGAGAGCAAACUUCCCUUGGAGUUCCAGAGCCCAUUACUGGAGAAACGGAGAAGACCUAAAGUUCAUCCUUCAGCACCUGCACCACUGCCUAAGGACUAUGCCUUUACAUUUUUUGACCCCAAUGACCCAGCUUGCCAGGAGAUCUUGUUCGAUCCACAGACCAGCGUCCCUGAGCUUUUUGCCAUUAUACGGCAGUGGGUUCCUCAAGUUCAACACAAAAUCGAUAUUAUUGGCAGUGAGAUCCUAAAGAGGGGCUGUCAUGUAAACGAUAGAGAUGGAUUGACAGAUAUGACCUUACUACAUUAUGCCUGCAAAGCUGGAGCACAUGGAGUGGGUGACCCUGCAGCUGCUGUCAGACUGACCAAUCAGCUCCUGCUGCUGGGAGCAGACAUUACCCUGCGCAGUCGCUGGACCAAUAUGAACGCUCUGCAUUAUGCUGCCUAUUUCGAUGUUCCAGAACUUCUUCGCACUCUGUUAAAAGCAUCAAAGCCCAAAGUGCUGAAUUCCACCUGCAAUGAUUUUAACCAUGGAACUGCUCUGCACAUUGCUGCCUCCAAUCUCUGUCUCGGAGCUGUGAAAUGUCUGCUUGAACAUGGGGCAAAUCCUUCUGUUAGAAAUAGCAAGGGCCAAGUACCAGCUGACGUAGUUCCUGACCCUAUGGAUAUGGGCUUGGACAAGGCGGAGUCUGCUAUGAUUGCCAAGGAGCUGAAACAGCUGCUGUUGGAUGCAGUGCCCUUGACCUGUAACCUGCCCAAGGUGACAUUACCAAACUACGAUAACAUCCCUGGCAACCUAAUGUUGGCAUCUCUGGGAAUGAAAUUGGGCGACAGAAUACUGUUGGAUGCUGAAAAGGCAGGCACCCUCCGUUUCUGUGGAACCACUGAAUUUGCCAGUGGACAGUGGGUUGGAGUGGAGCUGGAUGAACCAGAGGGCAAAAAUGAUGGCAGUGUAGGGGGCAUCCGAUAUUUUAUUUGUCCCCCUAAACAGGGCAUUUUUGCUCCUGUGUCCAAAAUCAGCAAAGCCCCUGAUCAGCCACCAUCCUCAGUCACCUCCACUCCAAGGACUCCCCGUGUGGACUUCUCCCGAGUCACUGGGAAGGGGAGGAAGGAAAAGAAAGCCACACACAAAAAAUCGUUGAGUGUGGGGAGCCUGGACAAAGAGGGCCUAAAGAUUGACAUUGGGGACCAAGUUCUCGUGGCUGGCCAGAAACAGGGAUUUGUGAGAUUUUAUGGAAAAACUGAUUUUGCCCCAGGGUACUGGUUUGGCAUUGAACUGGAGAAACCAACUGGAAAACACGAUGGCUCAGUUUUUGGUGUUCGAUAUUUUACUUGCUCCCCAAAACAUGGAGUAUUUGCACCCCCAUCCCGGGUACAAAGGACGGGUGGACCCAAGGACCCCCAGACAGACAACAAUGGUAUGAAGAAGGUGCAUCAAGUUACUAUGACACAGCCAAAGCGUAACUUCACAACAGUGCGGACUCCAAAAGAAAUUGCUUCAGAAAACUCCAUCUCCAGGUUACUAUUCUGUUGCUGGUUUCCGUGGCUCCUCCGUGCUGAGAUGCAGUCUUAGAAACCUGUGUUCCUUUGCCACCUGUGUGUUGGGUCACACAAUGAUGCGCCCUUCUUUCUAUGUAUGCUGUCCUCUGGACCCUCCCCAGUGCCUUCUCCACAUCCUCCUGCCUGUCACCUCUGAUUUCUGCACCCACUGGAAGAAGGUGACAGGGGAGACUAUCAACCUGCGCAAGAUUAUGCCAGAAGGUGUGUGAGUGGAUCUGAGCUCUCUCUGUUCCCAACACCAGUCAUUCCACAGAACAUUCCAGACUGGCUCAAUAAAUUGCCCUACCCCCAAUGCCAAAUUACUAAAGCUUCUCUCACUCAAAAUGAACCCUCCCUCUUUACCAUAAGGUAAAACAAAAAUUGAGAAUAAUUGAAAGCUCCCAAUAGAUUCCCUGUUGUUGGGCAAAGAAAAAAUUCUUGACAUUGCAUGUAGUGUUUUAGAUUUUCUGUGCCCUGCAGUGUGGGAUAGGUUUCCCUAUUGGUAAGCAGUGAUUAUCUAGUAUUAACAUUUUACAGUUUAGAAACAUCUUCCUCUGUAUGGAGCAGUCUCAUUUGCAGAUGAAGGACAGUUUAUUAUUAGCGGUCAAUUCCAGCACUUUCUUUUAUAGGGCAACACUCUUAAUUUGGUUUACAUCCCACCAAAUAAAAGAUGAAUGGAUUUAUCUAAAGGGACAUUUUCUGCCAAAAUUAGCAUUGCUGUAAGUUCUGGUGGGGUGUUUAUCACUUGUGAUUCCAGAAUACUAUACCAUUUUGCUAGUUAAAAGAGAUGUUUUUAUGUGUAUUUUUUUUAUUUGCUAACAGUGUCCAUUUUAUUUUAUGCAUUAGAUGUUUUGCCUGAAAGAUGAGGUUAUUUGGGUAGAGGUAAAGAACAUCGGUCUAUAUAAAAUUCAGCAAAUUUGCAUUAAGGCCAACAAGACCUGGAUAAAAAGAAGUAGGGUGGGCACAUAAUCAUGGCUGCAUCCAAAAUACAAAAAUGUUUAGCCCCUGGAGUUUGGGGCCUCACGAUGGAGAAAUCCCACAGUUGAUUCUACCUUCAUAAACUAAGCUAAGCUUGCUUGCGUGAGGUUUUCUUUUUAUUAUUUGGGAAAUCACCCAAAAUGAGAUCUAGUUGCUGUCUCCUGAGGAAGGCAUACAAUCAUCAUUAGGAUGGCUCAUUUGUUUCAGAUGGAUCUUAUGUAACAAAUGAGCAUGGCCUUUCUAAUUGCUGCAUCUGUCCUGCAUGAAUUAUAAAACAACAGCAGAUUUAACUUACCAGAUAUGCAUAAAGGCAUUCCUACUAAUUAUUAAUUAUGCUAAGACUGUACCCAAGGGUGAAAGUAAACUUAUUUACAAAUGGGAACUGAACAUACGGCAUUAGAUAUACAGGCCAUUUAGAAUAUCGUAGCGAGUUAUCUUGUAAUGCUCUCGAGAUGAGCACGUAUUCAUAGCGACAGAUAAUGACAAAUAUCUGUCAUUAAAGCAACUACAUUUCCAAAAAUAAGUUCUUGUCCAACCCACUUUACCAAAAGUUGGAGCUUUUGUGCUACACACACAGUACAAAAUAUUAAUCCACCUGCAAGUCCUAUAAGAUGUUAUAAGCUACAGGGAUCCAUCACACUGGCUGUAGGAGAGAUGAAAAGGACAUUUUUUAUCCACUUGCAGUAUCUUAUAUGGACUAACAUAUGCAGCUUCCUCAGAGAAAGCUUGAAUGAAUAGAAGAGCUGAUAGGUUUUACACGUGUAUUGGACAGGAUCUGUAGGAGCGCUGUUCUAAUGAGCUCUACUGUAUCUAUUUUAAUGCCCCUGUAAUUAUUUGCGAUGAGGGCUACGCCACCUCGCGUAGCUUGUUAUUUACAGUAAAGGUUCCCUAUAAAUGUGCUGAAAAAUGGGCAUGAUUUAAAAAGUUGAUGGAAAAUGUAUAUUUGUUCCAUUAUCUUUUUAGCCCUAGAAUGAUGGUCCACUGUUAAAAAAAAUCAUAGCAUGAAAAUAAUAUUUAAAUAUGUGUUAAUUAAUCUACCCACAUUUCCAUUCUGACCGUCAUCUUACAUUAUAGGCUGAAGGAUUGUGACAUUAAGAAUAUAUAUGUAAAUCUGGUAAUUUAGGAUUUAGCAGAUUAAUCCCUUCCUGCAAUCUUGCCUGUAGAAAGCCCAGUUCUUAAUGCACCCUGGUCUUCCUGUUAAAUGCAUGAUGGUCUGUUUCAUUUUCCGUGCAGUAUCAUCAAGAUCAUUUUUCCGAAAGAGAUAUCAGUUGUAAUUACUACUGAAUACCUUUUAUUUCUUGUGGAUCAACGAACCAUAAAACCCUUGUUGCUGUUGGUUGCUUCCUUUAUACGCACAUGGAAAGCAUAUAAUUGCUAACUCCUGCAUGCUACACAUUUGCAAUUCCAUAUUGUCAUACCCAUAAUAUGCCAUUUCCUGCCCAUUAGCAUCAGCAUGAAUGCUUUGAUGGUAACCUGCUCUCAGAAUCCAACUAGGACCGAGAACAUUCACUCUAGAGCAUGCAGGAGCCAGCAAUAAUAAGUCAAUACCACAUCUAUAGCAAUUUUAUAUCAUUCACAUUAAAUUUAUGUGGCUGCUCUGUUGGGAGAUUUCACCUUUCCCAUUAGGACAUUUUCACUGGUGGGUAGGUGGUCCAAUGUAUUGUGUUCUUAUGUGAGAAUAUACAGAUGUAAAAGACCUUAUUUGUCUCCCUGGCCACUGCAUGCAUCGCCCUACUCUGUACAUAGCAUGGGGUAUUCAUGUACUGUGAGUAAUAAGUAUCUGUAUAUUUUGCAAAGGUGCCAGGCUUCCUCCCCAGCAGGGGUUUAUCUACGGAUUCAUAGUGCAGCCAGUGGCAGGUAUAAAGGACUGUAAACUUAGUGCAUUUCCACAGCGAGCGGACACAACACACAUACUCUGUGAAGAGUGCAUAUUUAUUAAUUUGCACACGCAAGGAUAGCAUGUAUUCCUGUGUAUCAUGGAAUGUGGUGUAUAAACAUUAUAAUGGAAGGAGAGGGAUGUAAAUGUAUUGUCCUGUGUUCCCAUAUAAAGGAAUAAUUAUGUGAAAGUUAGGACACCCUUGCCAAGCUAUAUUUUUAAUCAAUUUAUAUUUUAAAGGAAAAUAAAAAGCUUAACCACUGAACGGGUUUCAAUAUGAUAGGCCCCAACCGCAUAAAAUAUAAUCGCUCACCAUAAAGACCCCUAGGCCAGUGCUUUCUUGUGGCUGCUCUGAGCUGGGUGUAUGAUUAGUAGAGUAGAAGUGAGACUUAGAUGAGAAAAGUAAAAAUUUUGCACAUGAGCACAGCCCAGGGCAGCAGCAAGAAAGAUGGUGGUGCUGCGCUCAUUAUAAAAGAAUCCCGAACCAGUGCUUUUUUUCAGCAAAGAGGAGUGCAGGCCCAGAGCCUGAGGUAAGCAAUUAUAAUAGCUGGGGGAAGGGUGCCUAAGAAAUUGCCACCCCACAGUGAUGCUUUCAUUCUACUUUAACAGAUUAAUUGUGCUGGAUAAAAACUUAAUGGCAAUAUUGUACAUUUUACCAAACAGUUACUAUUUAUGGUCAAGGUGCCAUAACCCAUAGCAACCAAUAAGAUGUCUGCUUUUAAAUGGGUGACCAGUAAAUGCUACCCGCUAACCAGGGUCAGACUGGGCCGCCGAGACACCGAGAAAAAUCCCGGUGGGCCCCAGCAGCCCAGACCCGACCCUUGCCGGUGCUCCCCCUGUCCGACUGUUCCACCCCUGACGCGUUAAAUUUAUGCAGACUCGGGGAGGACGUUGGUGGGGGACCCUGCGGGGGGUUAGGGAGGCCCCUGGGGGGUGUUAUGGGACAUGGCCGGCGGGGGCACCUGCAGUGCCCCUGGGGCGGGAGACCUGGUGGGCCCUGCACCCCCCAGUCCGACCCUAUUGCUAACUGGUUACUAUAGGUGAUAAGAACUGUAGGAAACUUUGCUCCUUAAAUUGCAUAACCUGCCGCCCACCCCUGUUCUUCCUAACUCUACUUGUUUGAUUCAAUACUUCGGGGCAUAUUCAUUACAGUGUUUAAGCCAACAUCACCAAUGAUGUUGCCCAUAGCAACCAAUGAGCAAUUAGAAUUUAAUGGUCACCUACAAGGUAGAAAACAAAAGCAAAGAUCUGUUUGGUUGCUAAGGGCAACAUCACCGGUAAUUUUGGCUUACACGCUAUAAUAUAUAUGCCCCUACUUGUCUGAGAUCUCACCAUACUGUGCUGUGUAUUUCCCCACUAGGCACAGGACAACACUAUCUGCAAUAUGCAAUAAACUGUUUAAACAGACAGCAAAUGUAGCCAAAUAUACGGCACAAAAAGCUUAUCCUUAAGCUUCCUUUGACCAGUAAUAUACAGACAAGUAUGGAGAAAUUUAUAUAUAAAUGCAUUUAACGGUGUAUGAUCCAACAGAUGGGUAUAAAAUAUUACUGCCUAUUGAGGUACAUUUUUAUUUUCUUAUUUGCAACCCCCUCUCCAGCUAUACCAGAAGCAAAUAUUUCAUACUAAAUUAUUUGGUACUUGAUACUGGGAAUCAAGCUGUUGCCCAAUAAAUAUUUCAGCCCAACAAACAAUUGUAUAUGAGAACUGCAAUAAUCCAAUAGUUUCGCUGGUUUUACUUCUAACAUAAGAAUUUAAUUUAAAUUUAAGAAACAACGAUCCAUGUACACUAUAAAUUCUAAUUUUUAAAAUUAGACUUGUACUUCUAAACAAACUGGAGCAUUGGACAUAAAAUACCUUUUUGCUUGGAAGAGAAUCAGAUCUGUGUUGUUGUAAAACUACAACUCACAUCCCCAGCAUUCAACAGCUAGGAAGAGUAGCUCAACAGCAGUUGGCAGGCCACCGCUUGGAUAUAUAUCUAAUGCAGGGCUGUCAACCAACCUCAUGUCAUGAGGAAGAUAAUGAUCCAGUCCUGUUUUCUUCUUCUCCACACUAAAUUAUAAUAUGAAAUAAGGUCUCAAAUGCCUGGAAUGAAUCAGCUCUGCUCAUGAAUAUUUAGAAUAUCUAGCAGUUAUUAUGCAGUAUAAUCAUAUAUAUAUCUUUCAAGAUCAAGACCAGAGUAGUUACUGACAAUUUCAAUGGAGUAUAGGAAAAAAAAAGCCUGGUAGGAAUCAGCUUGAAUAUGCUUGUGUUUAUGCACUGGUGUAAUUAUACCACCUAGGGAAUUUUUAAAAAUGCCUCAUUUGGCAUUAGCCUAACACUCCAUAGGAAAUAAAUGUGUUUAACUGCUAAAAGAAGUUUAACAUUCUAAUGAAUUGACACAUUAAUCAGACAGAGAAAUGUUCCUAACAGACAACUCUUGAUAAAUCCUUAAAUAGAGUACACAGACUAAAUAGAGCUGCAAAUGGAUUAUUCCAUAGCAGGGACAACUUAAUCUAACUGAUCUAGAUACUACCCUUGCAUACUCUGUAAGUAUGUCUUUUACUGCAAGGAGAAAAAAGCAUAGAUGUGCAGAGUCACCAUUCAAGCUGCUAUGUAGUAGUACUGUGCAAUCAUUAUGUUUUGAAAGUUGUAUAUGUACUACUGGGCUUUUGUAGUAGUGUUAUCCAGAAAAUGUACACACAAAGGAAUACAUCAUUUGUAAAGGUAAAUUCACAUAACGUGACAUGCUAGCACACAGGUAAUGAGUAUAAAGGUAUCUUAAGAUAUGACCCUUGGUGGGGAGAGGUGAUGGUCACUCAAUAAUUUCUCUGAUACAGCAUUACCCAGCUAACUUCCGUAUAAACAUGAAACGUUACUAGCCUUUCCUGUAACCUUGUGUACAAUUAUUGUGCUGGUAUAAGCCUGUUACACCUAGUCUUACAAGCUCUGUGUACAGGAUAUGUGGAUGUAUAUCUAAUAAUAAACAGAUUUAUCUACUGA